AUGAUAAGACAUGCCAUGAACGUGAUAAAACUGUCCGUAGAUCAUCUGAAUCCAGGUCAAGUCCCAGUCAUUGCCGUAGAUCAGCCAUUAUAUGCUGUAGCGAAAAACCAGUGGAGAUGGGCUAGUCAUUACGGCGAGGAUAAAUUCGUUGUAGUAUUCGGUGGACUCCACAUCGAGAUGGCGUUUCUGAAGGUGCUAGGAGAUUGGCUUGAGGGAAGUGGGUGGACAGUGGUCCUUUCAGAUGCAAACGUUGCUACGCCAGGAACUGCUAAUUCGUUUCUCAAGGCCACAAAUGUAACGCGCCUCGAAGGGGCUCAUCAGGUGACAGCAUGCUCCUUAUUUAUUCUUCUAAAGAGAGCGUAUCAGAGGUAAAUAUGUCAUUUCAAUGGUAAAACUGGUGGGAAAAUCUUAAUGUUUUAGUUAUAGCUGAGCUGCACAUUGCUGCUUUAACUAGCUUUACAAACACUUCACUCAAAUCUCAACAAGGUUAAGGAUCUUAACUUUCGGGGACGUAAUCCAGCUGGCUAAAGGUAGAGCGUGGAACAACUGCAUUCUGUCCUCGAGACUCUACAAAAAGAAGCACCGAAAACAGCCAACAGAUAUAUUAGUUAAUAUCGAGUUUUGAUAUGAGCGCGAUAAGCAACCUUGCGGCUCUGUAUAAAAUUUCUUACAUGCAUGGCUGAUGGAAAUAAAAAAGGGUGGAUUUUUUAUCCCGGUAUUGCCGUUUAAGGCUUUAAAAAUAAGGAUAAUUAUGUUAUCAAUGGAUUGUUACAUCGUAAAACUUAUUAGUAAAAUGUUUCACUUGGUGAUAGGUACGUAGAUGGAAUGGGUAAUGGUGCCCUUUCCUUUGACGAGUGGUGUAACCAUCAGAGACGUAAAGUACCCCAGUUUCAGUACUGGCAUACAGCCCUUCAACUGGAGCUUCUUCUCCUUGUUUUUCUAAAAGUCGCUCCGCCUUGCUGA
Molecule: messenger RNA, 963 nt
Organism: Porites lobata
Lineage: Eukaryota; Metazoa; Cnidaria; Anthozoa; Scleractinia; Poritidae
Source: the annotation of a GenBank genome assembly